Messenger RNA from Fragaria vesca subsp. vesca, 1817 nucleotides. RefSeq names its product peptide transporter PTR5-like. Gene Ontology annotation, cellular component: membrane. The transcript has 4 exons. Gene Ontology annotation, molecular function: transmembrane transporter activity. Gene Ontology annotation, biological process: oligopeptide transport; transmembrane transport. Lineage: Eukaryota; Viridiplantae; Streptophyta; Magnoliopsida; Rosales; Rosaceae. Bases 1 to 1761 code for a protein of 586 amino acids. The record is from RefSeq and is a predicted model, not a curated record.
AUGGCAGAAGACUAUGUAUACUUGCAAGGUGGGAGAGUUGAAGGACCCAUUGCAGAAGAUGAUUUAUACACCAAAGAUGGGACAGUGGACUACAGAGGGAACCCAGCUAACAAAAAUGUCACAGGAACCUGGAAGGCCUGCCCUUUUAUUCUAGGUAAUGAGUUCUGUGAAAGAUUGGCAUUCUAUGGGCUGAGUGCAAAUCUGGUGCUUUAUUUCAAGAAUCAUCUACACCAGAGCAGUGCUGCUGCAGCUAAAAGUAUCUCCAAUUGGACUGGAACAUGCUACCUCACCCCUUUGAUUGGUGCAUUUCUAGCUGAUGCCUAUUUGGGAAGAUACAAGACCAUUGCCUCUUUCACAAUCAUCUACGUCAUUGGGAUGGCUCUCUUGACAAUGUCAACAUCAGUUCCAGGCCUGAAACCUACCUGUGUUUUGGAAGAUGACUGCUAUGUGACUCCUGGACAAUCUGCAGCCUGCUACGUGGCACUUUACCUAAUAGCUUUGGCAACUGGUGGGAUUAAGCCUUGUGUCUCAGCUUAUGGAGCAGACCAGUUUGACGAGGAUGAUGAGGUUGAAAAGAAGCACAAGAGUUCUUUUUUCAACUGGUUCUAUUUUGUCGUCAAUGUUGGGGCUUUGAUUGCUAGUUCAUUGCUGGUGUGGAUACAGACCAACAAGGGUUGGGAAUGGGGUUUUGGCAUACCAGCAGUUGCCAUGGCAAUUGCUGUAGUGAGUUUCUUUUUGGGUACUAGGUUAUACAGGAACCAGAAGCCAGGAGGUAGCCCGAUAACUCGAAUAGUUCAGGUGGUGGUAGCAUCUGUGAGAAAAUACAAGGUGAAAGUACCUGAAGACAAGUCCGUUUUCUAUGAGACUGCAGAUGCAGAGUCUGCUAUCAAAGGAAGCCGCAAGCUUGAACACACAAAUGAGUUUAGGUUUUUUGACAAAGCAGUUGUGGAGCUACCAACAGAUAAUAUAAAGGGCUUCAAAAACCCUUGGAGACUAUGUACAGUUACCCAAGUAGAGGAGCUAAAAUCAAUCAUAAGGCUGCUUCCUGUUUGGGCCACUGGUAUUAUCUUUGCUGCGGUCUUUAGUCAGAUGGGCAACUUCUUUGUGUUGCAAGGCAGCCUUAUGGAUCUUCAUGUUGGCUCCUCUAGCUUUGAAAUUCCAGCAGCCUGCCUCUCUGUAUUCGACACCCUUAGUGUCAUUAUUUGGAUCCCCAUCUAUGAUCGACUCAUUGUCCCAUUUAGCAGAAAAUUCACAGGUCACAAGAAUGGGAUAACUUCACUCCAGAGGAUGGGCAUUGGUCUCUUCAUUUCCAUAUUCUCCAUGAUAUGUGCUGCAAUUCUAGAACAUAUCAGACUCCAAAAGGUUCGAGAGCACAACUAUUAUGACCUUGAGCAUAUGCCCAUGUCUGUUUUUUGGCAAGUGCCUCAGUAUUUCCUAAUAGGUGCUGCAGAAGUCUUCACAGUCAUUGGACAGGUUGACUUUUUCUACGAUCAAGCACCUGAUGCCAUGAGAAGCUUGAGUUCUGCUCUCGCACUCUCCACUGUCGCAUUAGGAAACUACUUCAACUCUCUGCUUGUCACCAUUGUUGCCAACGUGACUACAAAGAACAAUAAGGCGGGAUGGCUUCCGGACAAUUUGAACUAUGGUCACCUCGAUUAUUUCUUCUGUUUUUUGGCAGUGCUGAGUGUUCUGAACCUAGGAGCUUUUUUGUUAAUUUCCAAGUGGUACACAUAUAAGAAGACUCUGGGAAGUAUGCGUUGAUGGCUAUAAAGGAAAUGGUCUCUGGUGCCUUUACUUUGGUCAUUGCAUUGCAUAGC